AUGCUGCCACACGCCCGAUCCUUCUACACGCCCGACCCUUCUCCUACACGCCCGACUCUUCUGCCAUACGCCCAACCUCCGCUGCUACACGCCCGACCUCCGCUACUACACCCGUGCUGCUGCCACCUGCGCUGCUACACGCCCGACCCUGCCCCGACCUACGCUGCUACACGCCCAACUGAUGCUACUUACGCCCGACCUCUACUACUACACGCCCGACACGCCCGACCUCUGCUGUUACACGCCCGACCCUGCUGCUACACGCCCGACCUCUGCUGCUACACGCCCGACCUCAGCUGCUACACGCCCGACCUCUGCUGCUACACGCCCGACUUCUGCUGCUACACAAAGACGCCGUGGACAUCUCAGUCGUGCUGGGAGAGUAUCCAGGACGUCGACUAUUACUACUAG
Molecule: messenger RNA, 411 nt
Organism: Homarus americanus (American lobster)
Lineage: Eukaryota; Metazoa; Arthropoda; Malacostraca; Decapoda; Nephropidae
Exons: 1
Coding region: 1-411 (136 amino acids)
Source: RefSeq, a predicted model, not a curated record